AUGGGAAGAAGCUCAAUCUUAAUCAGAUUGGAGCAGCUGUCCCAGCUACAGUUCCUGGAACUUCUCCAGCAACAAGUGUUAUCACUGGUGGAAACAUCGAGUGUUGCGGGAAGUGUUAACACACCUUUGCAACUUGCUGGUACUACAGGAAAUCAAAUGAUGCAAGUUCCUACAGGUAAUCAAAUGAUGCAAGUUCUCUCGGGAAUGCAGCUCAUGCAGAUUCCAACUCAAGGUGGCGGCACUGUUACUGUCCCUUACUCUAUGAAUGCUAACGGUGAAAUUGCGUUCAGUGGAAUACAACUCAGCCAACAAGGCUUCAGUGGUGCUCAAGUGCACCAAGGAUUUGAUGCAACUCAAGCUCAAACUCCGCAGGUCGUGAAGACUGGCUAUUUUGAUACGUCAAAUGUCUUUCACGAUGCUAUCAAGGGAAGGGAUGAGAAUGGCAACAAUGUCUAUCUUAUUCCAUGUCCUACUGGAACGACUAACGUCGAACUUCAAUCUGACUGGCACUAUGCUAGUGAAAGUGAAGAUUUGCCAGAUCUUGCUACUGAAGCAGAUCAAGGUAUGCAGUUUAUUCAAAGCCGCAGAAACAAAAGAGAUCCGUUUGGUUUGCUUGAUCACAUCAUCAUGGACAGUGGUUGCACAAACACCACCAUUUGUCAUGGUGAACUCAUGCAUGAACUACGCCAAGCUGAGAAAGAACUCGAUAUGCACACUAACGUGGGCAGCAGAGUUCUCGAUGAAGAAGGGUUUCUAGGACGAUUUCCGCCUCCAGUCUAUUAUGAUGAAGACGGAAUUGCCAAUGUACUUGCUAUGCGUGAGAUGAUUGCUGCAGGAUACCACAUUACCAUGGAUAUUUAUUUUGACAAUGCCUUUGUUGUUCAUUGCGAUGAAGACAGACAGAUGCAAUUUGUGAAUCGUAAGGGUGUAUAUGUGUUGGAGCAACUUGGAGCAGAUGUCAAAUCAGGUGCCAAAGAGACAAGUGCAAUGUAA
Cylindrotheca closterium is the source of this 993-nucleotide messenger RNA. Lineage: Eukaryota; Bacillariophyta; Bacillariophyceae; Bacillariales; Bacillariaceae. The record is from the annotation of a GenBank genome assembly.